AUGUCGAACUCGCCAGCUUACUCACCCCAGACAAUCAAAGCUCACACCAUUUCGAUCGAUUCCCUAGCAAAUUAUCCUAGCAUUCACUCCGUGCGCAUCACCUGGGUUGAUCUAGUCAACGUUAUUAGCAUCCGCGUUGUCCCUCUCAAAUCCUUCCAUCGCCUCCUCGCCUCCUCCAGACCGGGUAUAACCAUCGCCCAAUGUGUCUUUGGCUUCGUAAUUAAGAGGACCGCAGCUGGGUUUGGGCCUACAGGGGAGUAUCUGUUUGUGGUGGACUUGUCAUCUAUGAGGUUGUGUCCCUACGCGCCAGGACAUGUAAGUAUUAUGGGCUGGUUCCAAGAUAAGGUCCCUGCUCCAGGCCGCAUCCUUGGCACGGGUGUGCCCAUGUGUCCACGAUCAGCACUGAAUCGUAUCGUCAACACCGCCAAAUCUUACAAUGCCGCGUUCCUUGUUGGAUUUGAGACCGAAUUCAUUCUCCUCAAAAGCACCAACCCGAUCGAGGCGAUCAAUCCACACGGAUGGAACCACACGCGAGCGCUACCUUCCGGAACCAAGGAGACAGAAGUUCUUGAGGAGAUUGCACGUGGACUCAUCAACAGCGGAAUCGAACUGACAAUGUAUCAUUCUGAAGCAGCGCCGGGGCAGUACGAGAUCGUGACGGGUCCACUCCCACCUCUUGAAGCUGCCGAUGCGCUCGUGCACACACGGGAGACGAUCACCAACGUCGCAAGCAAACACGGGUUUCAUGCGACGUUUGCACCAAGGUUACAUAUGGACACCUGUGGCAGUGCAGCUCACACUCACAUCUCCGUGCACCCCAUCAAUUCCGAGCAUCCAUCCAAACUUCAAAAUCUGAGCCAAUCUCCAGCGGACACAUCAGACAAUCCUAUCACCCCUCUUGAAAGCGUUUUCCUAGCUGGUGUACUCAGUCACCUCCGAGCUUCCUGUGCAUUCACACUCCCCUUACGUGCCUCCUAUGCACGCAUGCUCGAUGGAAUUUGGAGCGGCGGGACAUGGGUCGCGUGGGGCAGGGAUAACCGUGAGGCGCCCGUACGCUUGUGUAUUCCUCCUGCAUCUGUAGACACAGAGGUUGCGACCAACGCCCCCUCGAAGAACCACUUCGAAGUAAAAUGUGUAGACGGCACGUCUUCCCCUUACCUCGUCCUCGCCAGUCUCAUCGGCUCUGGCCUUCUUGGCAUCCAGUCUCAAGCACCGCUCGUAGAGCAAGAUUGUGAUACGCCCGCUGCGCUGAUGACUGAGGCAGAAAGGCAGGCAGUGGGCGUAACGCAGCGGAUGCCGAUGUCUUGGGAGGAGGCAAGGGCCGCAUUGGAGGCAGAUGAGGCAUUGAAGAGCCUUCUUGGAGGCCUGGUAGAGGGAUUCUUAGCAGCGGGGGAGACUUUGGAUGAGCUUUUACACGCUCCGGCGAGCGAAGCGGAGAGAGUACAGAUGCUCGUUGAGCAUUAUUAA
Suillus plorans is the source of this 1467-nucleotide messenger RNA. RefSeq lists its product as uncharacterized. NCBI's taxonomy places the organism in Eukaryota, Fungi, Basidiomycota, Agaricomycetes, Boletales, Suillaceae. The transcript is spliced from 5 exons. The coding region runs from base 1 to 1467 and encodes 488 amino acids. Gene Ontology annotation, molecular function: glutamine synthetase activity. The record is from RefSeq and is a predicted model, not a curated record.